AUGCAGCUCCUAGACUAUUUUGUAGUGGGGUUCCUAGGCCUUCUGCAGACCUCGCAGGCUGCUAUCACUUGCGCGACCACAGCUGACUGUGCAUGGGGUGAAACGUGCGUUGCCGGCGAUUCCGACUCGGUCAUCCAAGCGUGUGUACCCUCCACGGUAUGUGGAGGUUCCUCGAUGGGCAAUUGUCCGUCAGACGAUCGUGGCAAACUUGCUUGUCUCUGGAGACCGUUCGACGACUGCAAAGACGGUUGCGCGAUCUUGGACGGGAACAAGGGCAUGUACAAAUGUGUGUCGAUUGCGCGGUGUGACGGAUACUACGGAGGAGCUGCUUGCAGUGACGCUUGCUAUGCGAAUGGUCUACAAUGCAAUGGACAGGGCUCGUGUAGUAUGGUGUCAUCGAAUCCGGACGGAACGCCCAAAUUCAGCUGCACAUGUGAGAACGGCUACAGCGGAGAGAAGUGCGAAGUGGCUUCGACAAACACGCCGCUGAUGAAUCCCUCAUCUGCCGCCGGUGACAAGCGUUUGAUUGAUGACAACUUCCAUUCGGAUGCUGGAAAGAACCUUUUGAGGGACGACGUGAUGGAACGAGUCGGUGGUGCUUCCACCGACACCGCUGACCAUUCAUCUACGAACAUAUCAUCCCGUCCUGCUGUCGAUCCGGCUGGCACUUCGUUUACUGAAACCUCAGAUGAAUUACCUUCCACGAGUAACCGGGCCUUCGAUCCGUCUGGCUCCGACAAGACUCCCUCAGCAGUACGCCCUUCAGCAGCGACCGACAUUGAGUCACUUGCCGGCUCUCCCCGAAGUGGUGUCCAUUCAGGCGUGCUUUUUCUCCUGCUAGUGAUGGCUGUCGUUUUUCUGCUGGGCACAGUAGUGUUUGUCGCGUACUCGUGCAAGAAGAAACAACAAGAACGAGCAGAGGAGGACGCGUAUGCGCUCCGAAGAGCCGGUGUUGCGAACCAGCGAGAUCGAGCUGAGAGGCACACGGAGAGUACUCAAAAAUCACACAUCGUCACCAUGUGA
Molecule: messenger RNA, 1023 nt
Organism: Peronospora matthiolae
Lineage: Eukaryota; Oomycota; Peronosporomycetes; Peronosporales; Peronosporaceae
Source: the annotation of a GenBank genome assembly